AUGGGUGGACACCUGGCUGAAAUCCUUGAUAGGAGCGCCCAAGAUUUUAUAUCCGACGAGGUGAAGACAGUUUACGGAGAUACCAACAAGCAGUGGUGGAUAGGCGGACAUGUGAAUGGUCCGGAAGAGCCACGAUCAUGGUUCUGGAUAGACAACACAAGAAUUUCAACUACCCAGUGGGCAAUUGAUGAACCGAACGACUUCGAGCAAAAAGAAGAUUGCGUUGAACUUUCCAACUCUACCGAUUUAAAAUGGAAUGACGAGAACUGUGGCAGUGCUAGGCGCUAUGUCUGCCAGUUUGGAUUGCCGUCUUGUGGGGAUCCUGGGGAGCCUCUUCACGGAUCCAGGACUCCUUCUGACACCUCCACCUUUCUAGAUGGAGCGACCAUAGAGUACCAGUGUGACCUGGGAUACGAGGUCAAAGGUAGUACAUCCGCUACGUGCAUGCUGAACGGCAGAUGGGAUACAGAAAGACCCGUAUGUGAAGGUGAGAAUCAGUUCUGGUCAAUUAAAUUUUAUAUGUAUCUGUGA
Messenger RNA from Strongylocentrotus purpuratus (purple sea urchin), 531 nucleotides. Its product is annotated as C-type lectin lectoxin-Phi1-like. The transcript has 4 exons. The coding region runs from base 1 to 531 and encodes 176 amino acids. NCBI's taxonomy places the organism in Eukaryota, Metazoa, Echinodermata, Echinoidea, Camarodonta, Strongylocentrotidae. The record is from RefSeq and is a predicted model, not a curated record.